This is a messenger RNA of Magnusiomyces paraingens, 2691 nucleotides long. RefSeq lists its product as uncharacterized. Gene Ontology annotation, biological process: endoplasmic reticulum membrane fusion. The record is from RefSeq and is a predicted model, not a curated record. Gene Ontology annotation, cellular component: endoplasmic reticulum. Gene Ontology annotation, molecular function: GTPase activity; GTP binding. NCBI's taxonomy places the organism in Eukaryota, Fungi, Ascomycota, Dipodascomycetes, Dipodascales, Dipodascaceae. The coding region runs from base 1 to 2691 and encodes 896 amino acids. The transcript has a single exon.
AUGAGCUCAGAUUAUUCAAUUCCAGCCCAUCUCGCACCUUCACCUUAUACCGGUGCUGGAGGCUCUUCUACUGCUGCUUCUUCAAAUAUUCUCUCUGCUUCUUCUUCUUCUACUACUUCUCCUUCUUCUCCUGAACGCUCAAGACCACUUCCCACAAACCCAUAUUCUUCAUCUUCUACCAGCAAUGGUAACACCAACAGAAUCAACAAAAUCAACAAUAACGACACCACUUUCCAAAUCAUUGAUGAAGAAAAGAAAUUCAACCCCCAUCUAUUAGAAUACUUCCGCCAAGCUGCCAUUGACAAAUGUGGCCUUAAUUAUCACAUUGUAUCUGUCUUUGGAUCCCAGUCUACAGGCAAAUCAACUCUUCUCAAUGCCCUCUUUGGUACCCGCUUUGACGUCAUGAAUGAAAUUCAACGACAACAAACAACAAAGGGUAUCUGGAUGGCUGCAGCUACAAACAUAUCCUCUCAACCAAUCUUCUCUUCUUCUUCCUCUCUCGCCUCUCCAUCUUCUUCCUCUUCAUCUCUUUCCUCAUCUCCAAACUUAUUAAUAAUGGACGUGGAGGGUACAGAUGGUCGUGAGCGUGGUGAAGAUCAAGACUUUGAACGCAAGUCUGCCCUCUUUGCCCUCGCCACUUCGGAAAUCCUCAUUGUCAACAUGUGGGAAAAUCAAGUCGGCCUUUACCAAGGUGCAAACAUGGCCCUUCUCAAAACCGUCUUUGAAGUCAACCUAGCCCUUUUCAACGCUUCUGCAAAGGCUAGCCGAUCUCUCAUCCUCUUUGUCAUUAGAGAUCACAUUGGUACCACUCCACUCGCAAACCUUCGUGCUACUGUCAUCGCUGACCUCAAGAGAAUUUGGGAAUCUCUCUCAAAACCUCCUACUGCUGCUCACUCCUCUAUUGAAGAUUUUUUUGAUCUCCAGUUUUGCGCUCUCCCACACAAAAUCCUCAUGGCUGAACAGUUUGCUGCUCAGACCGCUGCUCUCUCUCAACAAUUCACUCAACCACAGGCCCCAGGAUACCUCUUCAAACCAGAAUACCACCGUGGCGUUCCUCUCGACGGCUGGCCAAUGUACACGGAGCAGAUUUGGGAACAAAUUGAACAAAACAAGGACCUCGACUUGCCCACACAGCAAACCCUUGUUGCCCGCUUCCGCUGUGAGGAAAUCGCCUCCCAAGCUUGGCAGCAGUUUGAGUCUGGUCUCUUAGAAGCCCAACACGAGUCAAAUAACGCUCUCGGAGGUCCUGCAGUGGUGGAGGACUUUGGGGGUAUUAUCUCAAACAUUCGCGGCGGUACCAUGGAGCUCUACGAUUCGCUGGCUUCACGUUACACAAAGGCUGUGUACAUUGCAAAGCGUGAAGACCUUCAGUCUAAGAUUGACACCCGUCUCAGCAACCUCUACAAGGCUCAGCUUAUUGCUCUUCAUAAAAAUGCCGUUAAUGUUUUCAAGUCUCUCAUCAAGGCUGCCUCUUCUAAGCAGCACCAUGCUUCCUCUAUCCCCUUUAUCGAAAUCCUCCGCCGUGGUCGUACUACUGCUAUCGAAGGCUUUGUUUCUGGAGCUCGCAAGUCAUCUGUUGAUGCUAGUGUUUUCACCUACAAUGACGAGCUCGCUGCUCUUGAGCAGGAACUUGCUACCAUUGAGGAAUCUGCCAAAGCAACCGAAAUUAAGCGCAUCUCUAACGUUGCCCACAAAAAAAUUACCAAAUCUUUUGGCACCGAUCUCGAAUCAUACUUUAUCGAGCCCACUCAAGACACUUGGGACAAGGUUCUUGUUUACUUUAACAAUACCGUAAUGUUUGCCCUUUCUGCGGUUGCAAAGCGUCAACCAGACUCAGAUACAUAUGACUUUGGUGUUGGCGGGAACGCUGAAGAAAAUGCGCGUGGUGUGCGUGAAAUUCGCCGUAGCGCUUGGAUUGCUCUCGACCAUCAACUCAAGCAAGUGACACGUGAUGACAAUGUGCUUUUCCGUCUGCGCGAGCGCUUUGAGGACCUCUUCAAAUACGACUCGUCUGGCGUCCCCAUUGUUUGGAAAGCUGGCGACAAUAUCGAAGGACCAUACCUUUCAGCUCGCGAUGAUACCCUUAAACUGUUGCCCAUAUUUGCCACAGCUCGCCUGAAAAACGGCACUCUUGUUGUCCCUGAUGUUGACUCAGACAAGGUGAUUGAUCUCACAGAUGAUGAUGACAACCAUCAUAGUGGGAAAUACGAGGAUGAUGACGACAGCUCUGCUCUUGAUGCAGAUACCUUCCCAUACCGCAUUUCAUCUUCCAAAGAACAGGACCUUAGCAAGCGCUUCAAGAAACAAGCGGACGCUGCCUUUGUGGAGGCCAAGCGUUCCACAACCCAACUCGCAAAGCAAGUUCCUCUUUACAUGAUUGUUCUGCUUGUUGUUUUGGGUUGGAACGAGUUUAUGGCAGUGCUGCGCAACCCUAUUUUUUUCCUGCUGCUGCUGCUUGGAGGUGCCGGCCUUUACGUUACAUACUCGCUCAACAUGUGGGGACCUAUUUUGAGUGUUACUAACGCCAUGGUCGACCGUACUAUCGAGGUUGGAAAGCAACGUCUGCGCGAGGUCUUGGAGAUUCCCGAGGGAUCUAACGUUGAGUUGCGUAGCCAACGACAACAACGAAGAAAUGUCGAGGAGAUUCCACUUCAGGAAAUCAAAAGUUCAAAUCGCACCGACGAUGAGUAA